AUGAAGGUGACAGAAACAAAUUUCAAAAAUCAAGAAAGUUCUAUAAAGAAGCUAGAAACACAAAUUGAGCAGUUGGCUGAGCAACUGGCCAAUAGAGAUGAAGGAAGGUUUCCUAGUAGCACAAUAGUGAAUCUAAGGGAGCAGCGCCAAGCCAUAACCACCAGAAGUAGAGCAGUUGUUUCCAGCCCAAGAAAGAAAAAUGAAGUCACCAACUCAAAUGAGGAAAGUGAGCUGAAACAAGAAGAUUUUGAAAGUGGAAAAUACACUAUGCUGAAGAGGGGAGAAGAAGAAGAAAACUGUAGUAACAAGCAAGAAAAGAGGGGCAAGAAACAGAGAUUUGAGCAGGCCUACAAGCCUAUUAAUGAAGAGCAAUACAAGAGAUUACCUUUUCCAAAGAGAGUACAAGAUCCUAGACAAGAAAGGCAGUUUGAAAGAUUCAUAGAUGUGUUCAAGAAGCUCCAAAUCAAUAUUCCUUUUGUAGAGGCAUUAGAACAAAUGCCUUCUUAUGCAAAGUUUAUGAUAGAGCUUUUGUCUAAAAAAAGGAAGCUGGAUAUGGAAAAAUUGGUAUCACUCACUGAAGAGUGCAGUGCCAUUUUGCAGAGAAAACUACCUUAA
This is a messenger RNA of Abrus precatorius (Indian licorice), 615 nucleotides long. RefSeq lists its product as uncharacterized. The record is from RefSeq and is a predicted model, not a curated record. The transcript has a single exon. NCBI's taxonomy places the organism in Eukaryota, Viridiplantae, Streptophyta, Magnoliopsida, Fabales, Fabaceae. The coding region runs from base 1 to 615 and encodes 204 amino acids.